Molecule: messenger RNA, 5270 nt
Organism: Cherax quadricarinatus
Lineage: Eukaryota; Metazoa; Arthropoda; Malacostraca; Decapoda; Parastacidae
Source: RefSeq, a predicted model, not a curated record
CGAGGCUCAGCUCCUGGCCCCGUGUGUGUGUGUGUGUGUGUAUGUUUGACGUCAGUCAUGUUUAUUGUGAGAGGUUUAGUAAGCAGAAGAGGUGCUGAGUCAUGCUGAGUGAGGUGUGAGCCUGAGAGGGACAACAGCAGCAGGAGAGGCAUGUGAGAGAGCCAAGGCAGUGCGCCUGUGCUGAGCGGCGAGGCACCAGAGGCACCUUAUCAUUUGCUACACCUGGCACUGAGUACAGGCACGUGUGUGGCACUCCUAAGAGGCACCAUGUCUUCCCAGCAGCUGCGGAAAGUUGUGCUCAGCACUGGCAACAUCCUCGAGAUGGAGGAUAUUAUUCGCAAGGCCGGACAGACCACUAAUGAAGAGCUACGAUGUAGUAUAAAAACCACACUUAAUAGCUGGGGAGGGAGCAAAGCAGAUGCUCAGAAUUGUGAGGUCCUUUCUAUCCAAGGAAAUACAAAUAGUUUACCUCCCAAAGAAAGCAUCUUCACCAAGACUACUGUGAAGCUUUUCCUCAGCAACAAUGACUCUUCACAGGUUGAAGAUGCCAUUAAAACUGUUUCAACAGGUCUGGAUUUACCUUGCAUUGAUUUAGUUAUUGUAACACCACCGGAUGUUAGUGAUGAUGCAACAUUAGAGAGCCUGGAACCAAUGUGGCAAGGUCUAGAGGAUGCUGUGAGCAGAGGAACUGUGGCUUCCAUUGGCUUAGCAGAUGUCUCCACUAAACUUUUUACUGAACUGUAUGAAUGGGCCAAGAUAAAGCCAUCAGCAGUGCAGGUGAACCUUUCUUCCUGCUGCAUUGUGUCUCCUGAGUUGUCAGCAUUUGCUCAACAACAUGAUAUUCAGGUGUUGACCCACAAUGACCCUGCAGAAAUUGUGGAUGAGGAGGUUGUGUCAACUAUCACAAGUUGCCUAGGUUUAUCAGGGGUUCAGUGCCAGAUAGAAUGGAUUGCACGACACCGAACCAUCCAGCAAUGUUUUGGGUUGGUAAAAGACAAGGGCUACACGCUUGCCCUGGCAUGUGAUGGCUAAAUGAUAAGAUGGACUUACCAGAGCAAAGUAUUUGGAGGUCCCAAACAUGAGUUUUAUAUGUAUAUGUAUGUUUAUGUGUGCACAUAUAAAUACACAUGUGCACACACACACUUCCCACACAUACACAUGUGUGCACACACUUGCAUACAUACAUCAUCGCCCACCAAGGUAGGAUAAAACCCCACCCCAAAAAAUAGGGAUAAUUUCUCUAUCACUUAUUCAGUUAUUGCCAGAAAUUACAGACAUCACAAUUCAAAUAACACUCCGAAUAGUAACAUCCCCACCAGUCCUUCAAAGUAAAGGCACUUUAUUUCCCAUCUCCAGGACUCACAUUUGACUAACCAAUUUCUCUUAAUGUUGCCUUGUUCACACUUCAGUAGCAUGUCAUCCCUAAAACCACUUGCCUCAGUGCACUCAAAUCUAAAAUGCUAACACACACACUUACUGGAUAUUCAAACCCCUACCACUUAAAACCACUUUCACAUCCUCCCUCCACCCUUUCCUUCGAUAACACCUACCCUUGUACCCUGGAUUUAUACAGCCUUUUGAUCAUCCUUUUCUGAUCCAACCUCUCUAAAUGCCAAAAACCACUUCAACAACCCCUCCUCUGCCCUUUGAAUAAUACCAUUUGUAACCCCCACACACUUCUGAUUGCUACUUGGGUUUCUUUCAUAAUUUUUACACCACACAUUGCUCUCAAACAUUGAUAUAUGCACCACCUCUAACCUCCACUACAAUAUUUAAAGCCCAUGCUUCACACCCAUUUAAAAAAAUGUUGGUUUCACUAUAUUCUGGUACACUCCGCUUUUUCUUUCCAUAAACUUUCUUGCCAUAGGCACUUAAACACUCCAUGUAAAUUUUUUUACUUUCAUUUAUAUUCUAUUGUGUGGUUCAGCUCAUUUUUCAUGGGCCCAUCUACCUACACAUCCACUCCCAAAUAUCUAAUUACAUUGACUUCUUUUCUUUUCCUCUCUUUUGCUAAUAUGAUAAAAAAAAAUUAUCUAAACUUAUUUGUUACUCUCAUCACUUUGUUCAUUUUUGUAUUCACUUUAAUUUCACUUUUUCACACCCUCCCAAACUCUUCCACCAACAUUUGUAACUUUGCUUUAGAGUUUCCCAAAAGAACAGCAUCAGUAAAGAGCAACUGUGACACCUCCCACUUCGUAUCAGAUUCAUUACUUUUUAAUCUUGUCUCUCCCCAACAUCCCUAGUAUUUACUUCAUUUACAACCCCAUUUAAAAGAUAUAUUAAAGAACAGUGGUUGUUGUUGAGUUUUAAAUAUUAAUGAUAUCUGUUUAAGAGUAACUAUAAACAUUUUUAAAUUGGACUGCCUCUGUUAAUGCAAAGUACUAUGUGCUCAUUCACAUUAGCAACAUUAAAGUUUUGGGAACACUGAUGUGUGUACAUUAAUAUUGGAGAAAUUUUAUGACGAAUAUUGCUUAUUGUUAAUAGAAGCAGUUCUUGAAGUGUAUGUGAAGUGUCUUGUCCUAGGUUGGCAAGUAAAACUUUGUGCUGUGACUUCAUAAAUGGGUACUAUAGUGUAUCACUGCACUCAUGCCUGAUGGGGAAUAUGGGCUUUAUAAUCUGUUUGGUAAAUGAAUAAGAAAUAUGUGCAACACUCGGGGUACCUUUAGUGUGGAGAAGUUUUGCCAUCCAGUGGCUUAAUCAGUCUGAUACAGAAAAUAGUCCUGGAUAUGGUGGAAGACAUGAAUUAUUAUUAUUAGAAUCAAGGGGAAAACACUAAACCCAUAGGGGGGCUAUGUGGAAGGUAUUCAGGCUUAAUUCAGGGAACUGGAGCACAGAUCCAAUUCCCUAGAUCAGGAGCCCCUCACCAGCAUCAAGGAACCUUCCUUGAGAGGGGGAAGUCAUGAAGUAGUAGUUAGAAAAGGGAUGAGUUCCUCAGCCUUGAUUGGAGGUGUUCACUCCAUCAGUCUUGAGAUUUCUUCCCUUAGCCUGGCUGGCUGAUUAACAGAUGUAGGAUCAAACUUCCAUCACACUUUGUGCUGAAUGACCCACACAGGUUUAUGCUUUAUGUUAAGAAAUUUAAAAACAAUAUUCUCCAUCUUCUGGCACCUACUUUAGAUUUAUCAAGACUGAUGGACUGAACACCUCAGAUCAAGGCUUAGAGACUGAUUGCCUCAGACUUCUGCAUGUCUUCCUUUAUCUCCAGGACUCUUCUCUGUAUUGGAUUGAUAAAGCCACUGGUUGGCAAAGUGUCUCUGCAAUAAAGAUACCUAAUAAAGAUUAUUUACAAAUCUCCAAGUUGAUAAUUAUUAUACUGUACUUGACAAACUAUUAUUUUUAUGGGGCACCAUGCUCAAGUGAAAGUUAUAAUGAGUCAGGAUUAUUUUUAUGUUCAUUCUGUUCAUCAGAGCUAAUGGAUGAACAGUGCCUUAUUCCAGUCUUGUAAUUGCUACAAUACUAUACAUUUUCUUCACUGAUAAUUAUUUGUUGGAAAUAUCACAGGGAUUUUGUGGUGCUUAUCAUUUGUGGUUUAUUUUUAUGCAAUUAGAAUUGUUAAGGCAGAUAUAGGCAUAUUUCCUGUGGCCUUCAGGAAUUGCACUUAAUUUUUGAUAGCAAAAGUGAGGGAUUUAAUAUAUAAUCAAAACCAGAUUCAAGUAAUGUAUUUUCAUCCAUGAUGCCAGUAAGUACUUAGGGUGAGAAAAAUUGACUUUAUUCCCAGUUGAUAUUGUUAACAAUUGAUGGUUCAAAUGAAGUCUUAAGAAUAAUUGUGUACAAAUAAAUAAUGCAGUGAUAAUUCAUCUUAGUGUCUCAAACUAAAGUUACUUAUAUGCUAAGUAACAAUGCCUUUUUAUAAAGUUGUGUGGAUUUUAGAGUACAGUAUUACAUGCAAGUGAAAUGAUGCAUUAUGUUAAGGAUUCAUUCCAAUAACUUUUUUUGUUAUGUAUAGUAUGAAUGUAUGGGCAGUUUAACCUGUCAUGUCAAAUGAGAAUUGAUUGUUGUAUUGAAUGAUUGUGAUUAGACUGGCUUGGAAAAUGUGUAUUGCCACAAUUAUUGUGUUGUGUUUGGAGAUAGUAAAACCUCUUUAAUAGAAACUGCCUGGAUGGCAUUUUAAACUACAAUAAUUAUAUUGUCCAGUUAUUGCAAUUUAAGUCUUAUUUAAAAAUUAUUUUAAAUAAAGUUAAUUUACUUAUCCUUAACAACAAUUUACUUUUUUUUUUUUUAACAAGUCGGCCAUCUCCCACUGAGGCAGGGUGACCCAGAAAGAAAGAAAAUCCCCAAAAAGAAAAUACUUUCAUCAUCAUUCAACACUUUCACCUUCACCUCACUCACACAUAAUCACUGUUUUUGCAGAGGUGCUCAGAACACAACAGUUUAGAAUCAUAUACGUAUAAAGAUACACAACAUAUCCCUCCAAACUGCUAAUAUCCCAAAACCCCUCCUUUAGAGUGCAGGCAUUGUACUUCCCAUUUCCAGGACUCAAGUCCAGCUAUAUAAAAAUAACCGGUUUAUCUGAAUCCCUUCACUAAAUAUUACCCUGCUCACACUCCAACAGAUCGUCAGGUCCCAAAUACCAUUUGUCUCCAUUCACUCCUAUCGAACACGCUCAAGCAUGCAAUUUACAUAUAGUAAAAAUUUUCUAUAUUAAGUAUUUAUAGUGUAUUUUUAUGAAUUAUAUGAUUUUAAAAUGGUUUCAGCUUUCCUUAGAUGAAACACUACAUGCUAAGUAGCAGGGGCGUCAUGAGGGGGGGGGGGGUGCGGUCCACCCCAGGUGACACCAUAGUCUCUCUAAAGAAAGUAACACUAAUGACAAAAACAGUGCUGCAACAACAUAAGAAAAAAAUUCUUCAUUUCUAUAUAGCCUAUUAUAGAAUUGCAAAGUACAAAUAGGCCUAUAUAGGGAAAAUCAUUGAUUUUGAUGAUGUGAUAGAUGAUUUUGCAGGAUUGAAGGCAAGGAAAUGAAAUUUCAGAUUCAUUGAGAUGUUACCUGUACUCAAGGUCAAAUCGGAACUAGUGUUUUUCUUUAUUUUUCAAGUUUUCUUUUUUCAUUGUUGGAGAUGAAUAAAUGUAGGAUCUGUUGCCUAUACUCAAAGUGGUAUUUGAGUUUGUUUCCUCAAUAUUACUAUGAUUAUUUAUUUUAUCAAUAAUAAAGUUCAGUUUAUGGCCUUUAAACAUUCUCAUUGCUAAACUUUAGUCACUGGUCAUGCAGUAGUGAUGUAACUGGAGUUUACUUCCCCUAUUCCCCCACCCUUGGAUUUCAUGGGGGUGACACCAAA